AAAUUUUCCCCAGACCGCAUAAGGGUCUGUAACUAGUGCAGGUGAGGUCAUCGAAAUUUGUACAGGAUGACGCUGCUUCGUAUUUCACUCCUAGUGUGCGUAGUUUGGCAGUUGGCAUCGGUCACAGGCUUCCCCCAGCGUAACCUAGACGACAAUCCGCCGGACGAAGUUAUCGAGAGAGAUGGAACCCUAAUCAAGAUUUAUCGCAAACGUCCUACUCCGGCACCCACCCCUGGACCGACUUCUGAACCUGAAGAUUCUGGCCCCGAAGUCGGGCCCGGAUCUGGUCCGAAUUCUGGAGAGGGUACCGGAGAAGACUCUGGCCCAGAAGUGAAUCCUGGAUCUGGACCCAAUUCUGGUGAGGGCUCGGGUGAAGACUCCGGUCCAGAAGUGAAUCCUGGAUCUGGUCCCAAUUCUGGUGAGGGCCCGGGUGAAGAUUCCGGCCCAGAAGUGAAUCCUGGAUCUGGUCCCAACUCUGGUGAGGGUACCGGAGAAGACUCUGGCCCAGAAGUGAAUCCUGGAUCUGGACCCAAUUCUGGUGAGGGCUCGGGUGAAGACUCCGGUCCAGAAGUGAAUCCUGGAUCUGGUCCCAAUUCUGGUGAGGGCUCAGGUGAAGACUCCGGCCCAGAAGUGAAUCCUGGGUCUGGUCCCAAUUCUGGUGAGGGCCCGGGUGAAGAUUCCGGCCCAGAAGUGAAUCCUGGAUCUGGUCCCAAUUCUGGUGAGGGCUCGGGUGAAGACUCCGGUCCAGAAGUGAAUCCUGGAUCUGGUCCCAAUUCUGGUGAGGGCCCGGGUGAAGAUUCCGGCCCAGAAGUGAAUCCUGGAUCUGGUCCCAACUCUGGUGAGGGUACCGGAGAAGACUCUGGCCCAGAAGUGAAUCCUGGAUCUGGACCCAAUUCUGGUGAGGGCUCGGGUGAAGACUCCGGCCCAGAAGUGAAUCCUGGAUCUGGUCCCAAUUCUGGUGAGGGCUCAGGUGAAGACUCCGGCCCAGAAGUAAAUCCUGGAUCUGGUCCCAAUUCUGGUGAGGGCUCGGGAGAAGACUCCGGCCCAGAAGUGAAUCCUGGAUCUGGACCCAAUUCUGGUGAGGGCUCGGGUGAAGACUCCGGUCCAGAAGUGAAUCCUGGAUCUGGUCCCAAUUCUGGUGAGGGCCCGGGUGAAGAUUCCGGCCCAGAAGUGAAUCCUGGAUCUGGUCCCAACUCUGGUGAGGGUACCGGAGAAGACUCUGGCCCAGAAGUGAAUCCUGGAUCUGGACCCAAUUCUGGUGAGGGCUCGGGUGAAGACUCCGGCCCAGAAGUGAAUCCUGGAUCUGGUCCCAAUUCUGGUGAGGGCUCAGGUGAAGACUCCGGUCCAGAAGUGAAUCCUGGAUCUGGUCCCAAUUCUGGUGAGGGCCCGGGUGAAGAUUCCGGCCCAGAAGUGAAUCCUGGAUCUGGUCCCAAUUCCGGUGAGGGUACCGGAGAAGACUCCGGCCCAGAAGUGAAUCCUGGAUCUGGUCCCAACUCUGGUGAGGGUACCGGAGAAGACUCCGGCCCAGAAGUGAAUCCUGGAUCUGGUCCCAAUUCUGGUGAGGGUACGGGAGAAGACUCCGGCCCAGAAGUGAAUCCUGGAUCUGGUCCCAACUCUGGUGAGGGUACCGGAGAAGACUCUGGCCCAGAAGUGAAUCCUGGAUCUGGUCCCAAUUCUGGUGAGGGCUCGGGAGAAGACUCUGGCCCAGAAGUGAAUCCCGGCUCUGGUUCAAACUCUGGCGAAGAUUCUAAUGAAGGGUCUAACGUAACCUCCCGUCCCUGUUCAAACUCUGGCAAGGGCUCACUUCCCCCGAUACUUCGUAGACUUCGUAUCGGUACGCGCUGGCGUUUCGUUUCGGGCUGGUUUGUGUGGGUCCCCAGGAGAGUUUGAAUGGAGGCCUCCUUCCAGGAACGCAAAUAGAAAAUCUGGGCCAAGAAGACCGUUGUACACAUGUGAAGAAUGGAAUUGUACAAUAGUAAUUAUAAUUUACGAGUUCUCAUCGAAUGUCAUAUUUAAUUAUAAUAAAUCUGGGACGACUUUUGUUGUGAAUGAAAAUGUAUAUUAAUUAAAUACACACAAUAAAUAUUCAACGAACAUUGAA
Diachasmimorpha longicaudata is the source of this 2101-nucleotide messenger RNA. Its product is annotated as fibroin heavy chain-like. The record is from RefSeq and is a predicted model, not a curated record. The coding region runs from base 67 to 1890 and encodes 607 amino acids. The transcript has 3 exons. Lineage: Eukaryota; Metazoa; Arthropoda; Insecta; Hymenoptera; Braconidae.